UGCUAACAUAGAGUCUGACAAACCCUAACCCCUCGGGCCGAUAUCCCCUAGCCCUGGCUCAAGGAGAGCAAUGGCGUGGAGCCGGACAGCACACCGGCGCAGCGCCGUCAUGCCACUCAUACGCGCCGCUCUCCGCCGCUUCCUCUCCACGGAGUCUUCGGGGUUCCCGAAGCUACGGAACCUUCCGUACCGACUCCGCCGCGCCGCCGUCCCCGCUGCUCGCACCGCCGUCUCUGACUACCUCAUCUCAACGCGCUGCCUCCCCUCCUCCCACGCCGACUCAAUCACUGCGCUCGCGCCGUGCUCCCUCCACACCUUCCUCGCCGGCAUCCCGGCCGUGCCCAGUACGCUCCCCUCCUCCGACCUCCCCUCCCUCCUCCGCCGCCACCUCUCCUACCAUCCGCUCAACGAGCUUCCCUUCUUCCUCGAGUCCAUCGGCUUGCCCCCUUCCACUGAUUCCGAUCUCAUGUUCCUCACUGACCAUCCGUCCCUCCUCCCCGCCGUUGCCGCGCUCGCGCAUUUCGGCUUCCCGUGGUCCCGCCUCGGCCUGCUAUUCCCCAAUGUUCUCCUCCAAGUCCCUCCCGACCACAUCUCCGCCCGCCUUGUCGCCCUCGAGGAAAGCCUCCGCCCGCUGCCCCGUGCUGCUAUCAUCGCUGCCUGCCUCUCUUUCCCCUCGCUUAUUGAGAACGAUCUCUGCAGCAGUGCCCCCCUUGUCGAUGAUCUUAUGAGGGCGUAUGGAGGAUUGGGUCCGGAUUUGGGGGCUACCAAUGACAUUGAUGUGUUCUUGCGAGUGUGCGGCAGGAUGCAGAUGUUCUACAAUGCUGGGGUGAAGAUUGGGAGCAUCGGGGGGCUUGUUGGGUGCAAUCAGAGGGUUUUUCUUGAGCUUAAGGAGGAGCGGAUUGGUGAGAGGUUGAAAUUCUUCAAGAGGCUGGGGCUGGCAGGGGAGGAGGCAGGGAGCUUCUUACUGAGCAAUCCUGGGUUUUUGGAUCUUGAUUUUGAUGAUGUUGUGAUCUCAGUGCCAGAGUACCUGAGAAGAGUUGGGUUGGCAGAUGACGAGGUUGAUGUGGCGGUGAAGAAGCACCCGUAUGUGGUUGGGAGGAACAGACUGGAGAACCUCCCUGGUGUGCUGCGUGCAAUGGGACUGAGUCAUCGAUUCCUGGAGAAGAUUUCUGGUGGCGGUGAGAGCUUGCGGUAUUUAUCACCAGAUUUCGUCUUGGAGGAUGCUAGUUAUGAUAUGGAGGUGGAGAGAGCAUUCUCAGACAGAAUGGUUAAGGUAAAGGUGGAGAUGAAUGCACAGCAUGUGGACACCAAGCUUGAGUUCUUGAAGAGCAUUGGGUAUGGUGAGAACAAAAAAACCGCACACAUACUUCCUGUUCUGCACAGCACUCGGGAAAUGCUGAAUGAGCGAUUUGACUACCUCCUGGAAAGAGGGGUGGAGUACAAGAUGCUGUGUCGGAUCGUGAGUGUGUUCCCAAAGGUGCUGAACCAGGGCAAGGAGAUGCUCAAUGAAAAGUUGAACUACAUGACUCUGGAUCUGGGAUACUCUUUGGAGUAUCUUGAUUGCUUCCCGGCAUUACUGUGCUUUGAUUUGGAGAACCGGGUCAAGCCUAGGUAUGCAAUGCUUCGGUGGCUCCAAAGUUAUGGCCUUUUUAAAAGACCAUUAGCGCCUGCAACUGUGCUUGCUAACUCAGAGAAGAGGUUCAUUUCCAACCUCUACAAUAUGCAUCCUGCAGCGCCGAAGCUGUGGCUCGAGUGCUUCUCUUCAAGAAUACACAUGGAAUAUUACCUCAAGAAUAUACAGUCCCAGCAUCCAGAUAAUGAAUAAUUAGGUAUUGAAUUAUAUUGGCAUGAUUAUCAGAGCCGGAUGUACAAAGGAUUGUCAUCUCCAAUUGUGGCAUGCUUUCCCUCAGAAGGUACUUCUGAGUUGUUAUAUUAUAUCUUCCCAUUGUGCAAAAUUCUUUGCUCAGCGUGUUUUAGCUGUAGACACUGGAUGUAGGAUGAAAUGAAAUAUAUCAAUUCAAUAGUCAACCAUGUAAUUCAAUUUUGCAAAAAUUGUGCUGUACAUUGUAGCUCUGAGACUAGUUACAUUUCCGCCCUGUUUGGCGGUUAUGUAUUUCAAGGAAAGACAUUCUGUAUUGAUCCGAGGUGAAAGACUAGCACUGAUAAUAGUUAACUUUUUGGUUAUCGAUCGUACCAUCAUCCUCAUAUAAUUGCAUCAUGUUGAACUCAUGUAUAAUUCAUGAUAAGUUCUUCCAAGUGGAUGAUAUUUUCCGGGCUAAUCACUCAGCCAUGGUAUCUUCUCUGGUGACGCAAUGGUAAGAACAUACUACAUUAAACAUAGAUUGCUCGCUUCUGACAGGAAAAAACUUUGAUUUUAUUUGUAUCUCUCUUCUUAAUAGGUGGUGAAUAAAGGGGCUUCGCAGGGCCAUUGCAUUUGCGGCCGUUAGAUCUGGAUUAUGGCCAAUGGUUAUCUAUCUAUGAUACAAGAUAGAGUCAAAAGGGACAACAUGGUAUUCUCUGAUACAAGUUCAUGGCACCUUGGAUUGGAUCCAUAUGGUGCAUACCAGGAACAAAAACUUCUUAUGGUGCAAAGAUUCUAGUGGAGGUAUAAAUAUGUAUUUAGCUGCAGAGGUGCGUUUAUGUAAUUAGUCGGGUAUGUACCUUUUCUCUUUCAUAUCUCACACAUCUGUUAACACCUUAUAUGGUUCCAUUCUGUAAUUUUUAAAUCCUUAGUUUUUUAGCCAGACGGGGAGCAUGGGCGCAGCGGUAAAGCUGUUGCCUCCUGCAGGUUCGAGUCCUGGAAACAGCCUCUUGCAUAAAUGUAGGGAAAGGCUACGUACAAAAGACCCAAAGUGGUCAGACCCUUCCCCCGGACCCUGAGCAAGCGGAGCUACUCAGCAACGUGCUCCGGGCUGCCCUUUUUUUUUAGUUUUUUAGCCAAAACUGUAGAAAUUUCUCUUGCUAUAUUUUCAUUGUGUUGUUACUAUUACUUAUGUUUAUAUUCUCUUGCUAUCCUUUAUUUCUAAUAUCCAGAUUGACAACCACUAAAAUUUGUACAGAUAGUAAAAGUAGCUGUACACACUUAGGUCUUACUCAGCAAGUAACCGAACAAAUGAGCAUUUGAUUUCUUAACUGAAGAAAUGACUAUUACCAUUUUAAAUGAUUACCGUUUUCUUCCCUUGGUGGUGCUUACGAAAUGGUAACAGCAAAAAACAAGUGACGUGAGGCAGAAAGAAGAAGACAUUCCUGAGUUGAGAUUGCAGGUUGAGCAUUACAAAUCCCUGCUAUCUGAAUGUGAAGUCAAGAUGAAGUCCAAGGAGGAGCUGCAAAAAAAGACAUCCUGCAGGAGCACCUUAAUGGCAGUUUUCAUUUUCAGUGGGCUAAUCAAAUGCAAGCUAUGGGGAACUCAAAGAAGAAUGAGGAAAGACAUUUAGACAAAAGGAUUCUACUCUAUAAUAUGAGGUUUUGAUUUUUUUUUCUGUUUCAGAUGAAAUUAUGGUUUUAUGGGCCAAGUAAUUUCCUAUGUGAGUGGUAUUGAAGCUCUUUUAGAUAUUGGGCCAGUUAAGGUUCGUUUAAAAUAGUGGAUGCACACGUGAUUUUUUGUACUUUUCAGAGGUAGAAAGUAAAAUGUAAUGGUUAAUUAAAGCUAUUCAUUAGUGUAUACAGUUUCUACUCUCUGCUUCAUGACCUAAACAAAGAAUACAUAAUUAGCUUUUGGCUUUAGGUACAAUAGCUUGAUCUGCGAUAUAUGGAUUGAUGUGUCCUGAAAGAAGAGCUGAACGACUGUCAGUUAGCGCAUUGUUGUUGUUACUCUGCAAUUACCUGGUUGGUAUCCGAAUAACAAACAGGAAAUCUGUGGUUCAAAAACUUAAAUCUUUUCCAUUAUUCAGAGUUAAGAGGAUCCUUUUCUAACUGCACCAGAAAAUUAGGAAGCUAUGAAAAGAAGGAGCUCAUUUGUUUUUAGAUUAAAACUGCAAAUAUUGCAAUAAAAAAACAGUUGUAGUUUAUAAAAAUUACUAACAUUGAUAAGUGACACUGCAUUGAUGCCUCUCUUUGCUUUUCUAGAAUCUUUCUUUUACUCUAAAUUUGGAGGAUCUUAGGAGAAUUUGUCUUAACUUAUUUGUAUGAGGCGAUACAGCUGAGAUCUCAUAUUUGGUCUGUGGGCUACCACGCUUAAGCUUUCUUAUCUUACUCUUUCCACUAACGCCUUGCUCCAGUCGCAGUAUAAAGAGAGACUAGAACCUACCGGGGAGCCCUCGGCAGAGUCCCUAUCGUUGUUGCAACAAUUACACACAGAGUUCCGGAAUUUCACAUUUGUGAGAAGAAAGGGUAUGUGUGUUUGAAAGGAGUGUCCUUAUCAAUAAUGCUCUUCUAUUUAUGUUUCAGGUCAUGGUCUUAUCAAAAUGAGGAGUGAAUUUCGACAACCAGUGCGUCUACAUGGGCUAGCACUUCUGAUAUUUAUUUAUGGAUUUCCUUGCUCCUUUCUUCUGUGUUGUGAUUGGUACCGGUGGUUUUCUCUAUAUCAGGCCAGAGUUGUUACUACUUGAAAGUCCAUGGUCAGUAAUAGCCUCAUUCUCUUGAUUAACUGCAGAUUUAUGCUAUUCACUGUUGUAUUCAGUCAAGUAACUUAUAGUAUAAUUAAUGUUAAUGGGUCUGUCUAGGGCAUGUCUAGAUGUGCCCUAAUUAUUGCACAUCUAAGUGACUCAAUCAAGUAUAAAAAUGAAAGGAAAAGAAAAAAAGAAAAAAUCCACACGAAUCUCCGGGUAAGAUCAAUGAUAUAGGACAUAUCUAGAUGUGCCCUAAUUAUUGCACAUCUAAGUGACUCAAUCAAGUAAAAAAAUGAAAGGAAAAGAAAAAAAGAAAAAAUCCACACGAAUCUCCGGGUAAGAUCAAUGAUAUAGGACUUAGUUGUGCAAUACUUAUGGCACAUAUGUGCUUUAGCAAAACUGUUAAUUUUAUUGGUUCAUGAUGAUUAUAUAUUGGAAGCUCUACACUUGUGUGCACUAUAAUGGAAUUUCUUCUUGUCUUUUAUGGAAAUCUGCAACACACUGGAUGUUUUAUUUGUCCAUGACAAUGGAGUACUCAUGUUUUAUCUAAAAAAAUGCGAAACAAUUCUUAUUUGUACCUUCUGCGGGCUGAUGUAAUUGUUGCGAAGAACACUGUCAGUUCAGCGGUUGUCAUGAUGCAAACAAUCUGCUGUUGUUACAUAACUGGUGUUUCUCAGUGGAUGCAAAAUACCAUAUUGGUGACAUAUGAUGAACGUAUACUUUCCAUAAUGAUAAUGGACUGAGGAAAGAUAUGCGUCGUGUCUUUCGAAAGCCACUCCACCUUCUUUUGGCCUGAUAGUUGGAUCUUCUUCCAACCCCUCUCCUUAACCUUGCCCCACUUAUACUCCCGCUCUACCAAUCCCACUACUUUGGUCUCGCAACUCAUGCAGAACGGAUUGCUACCUAACCUGCGAAAUUGCAUUACCGCGGUUGCCUCUGCCGAGCUAGCUAUUGUGUUGUCUUCGUUGCAGGAUUUCGACCACAAAGCUGUCGCCGCUAACAGGUACCUCACUCACGGGCUUCCGAUCUCCAGCAAGAACACCUACCAUCUCCUCAUCGGACAGCCCAACCAUGACAUCAACGCCCGUCUCAUUUGGGCAACCCGUGUCCCCAUCAAGGAGUAGGUCUUCGGCUGGCUACUCUUCAAGGACCGCCUCAAUUCCAAGGUGACCUCUUCCACAAGACCAUCGUCCCCGACACCAUUUGCACCAGGUGCAGUGUAAGGUUGUUAGUCGUUUUCCAUGAGAUGGAAUCCUUGUGUUGGCUGAGCUUAACUUCUUGAAGAGCAAUCCAUAGAUGGGUGGAUUUGCAGCUGAGUUGCGAGGUGAUCCUGUGCAUAACUUGCAUCAAUGCUCCGUUCGGGUGCCCUCUGAAAACAUCAACAUCAUCCUGCGACUCAGCUUUUAAAAAAAUGUGAAGGCUCAAUUUCCAUUGGGGCUUUGCCAUGCAGCCAUCUAGAGAUCUAGAAGCUCGUCUUCUUUUUUUAGUUGGGCGACAUGGAGGAGUUUGAUUCUACAUUGCCUAUUUGACUGGUACUAGUGCAUUGAAGAACUAGUUCACACACUAUUGUUCUACAAUCAAGUAAAUCAAAAGUAUGCAGUUGUUGUAUUUCUGGGGGAGCAAUUGAGCAUCAGUCUCUGCAGGAACGUCAGGGUACAAGGAUGGAUGGGAUCGGAGGAUAAUUGGUGCCACGGCUUUACUAAACACCGAUAACGGAGACAAUCAAGUUGAGAGGGAUACAACAGGGCAAUACAUUUUUGUAUCUGGGUAUAACCAUGUGCAAAGUACCCUUGAGUAUUCUCCACUCUCCUAAGUGAAACGGGAAAUGUGUGAUAUAGGACCGAGCACACUUGGGGCUACAUCCAUCCCUGAAGGUCCGACAGAGUCACAAAGGGCAUGUGUGGUGGCAACAUGAGAGAUUGAAGCACAUGAAAAUGGUGUGUGCUUGCCUUGGGAUUAUCAGGCUUCACGAAAAAUCCAAGCAGAAGCAACUUUCUACCCCAACUGUUUUUAGGAAUAUAGAUGUAUUAAUACAGAUUUCUAGGCUUCGGUACCUGAUGGAAAUACACUGAGUAGUACUGAUGUAUUAACUGCUGAGAUCUUGCGUGCGUGUUCCUGUAAUAGUCUUUGAACUUACCAAAUAUUGUUCACAUCUGUUAAAAUUAAAACGGAACAUAUGGAAAUGAAGGUUUUGCUUGAUUUGUGUA
Molecule: messenger RNA, 6754 nt
Organism: Triticum aestivum (bread wheat)
Lineage: Eukaryota; Viridiplantae; Streptophyta; Magnoliopsida; Poales; Poaceae
Product: transcription termination factor MTEF18, mitochondrial
Exons: 3
Coding region: 71-1825 (584 amino acids)
Biological process (GO): regulation of DNA-templated transcription
Molecular function (GO): double-stranded DNA binding
Source: RefSeq, a predicted model, not a curated record